Messenger RNA from Phytophthora sojae, 186 nucleotides. RefSeq lists its product as hypothetical. NCBI's taxonomy places the organism in Eukaryota, Oomycota, Peronosporomycetes, Peronosporales, Peronosporaceae. The transcript has a single exon. Gene Ontology annotation, molecular function: protein binding. The annotation marks the transcript as partial. The record is from RefSeq and is a predicted model, not a curated record.
UCCGCGAUCGAAAGCUCCAGCGAAUGCACCACGGGUGGAUGUACCAAGGUAAUCAAUUUCGUGUGUGGAAGUAACUGCGUCACCUACUUGAAUCAGUGUGAGUUCGACAGCGACAACUGCAUCAAAGGGUUGACCUUGAAAGUGGCGCACAAGGGCAUGUGCCGGAGGGGUGAAGGUGGAAAAUAA